AUGGACGGCACAAUGGAGACUUCACCAGCAAAAGCUCCUCAGGCUCCUGCCGCCGCAAAGCCAAACAAGACACUUUUCGUUCGGUCGCUUCCUACCUCAGUUACCACCGAGAGGCUCACUGAAUUCUUUUCCGAUUCCUACAUCAUCAAGCAUGCCACUGUGGUCUUGAAUCCAGAGACAAAGGUCUCGAAGGGAUUUGGAUUUGUGACGUUUGCCGACCUGGAGGACGCCCAAAGUGCCCUUGAGCAAUUCAACAACACCGAUCUGGAUGGAAAGAAAAUCCGUGUCGAGUACGCGCAGCCUCGUCAUCGUGAAAUUGAUGAGAAAUUGGGCAAGAGUGUGCCCGCUGCUGCUGCUAUCCAGAACAAGCAAUCAAGAGAAGACCAGAGGACACAAAACCUGCCGCCCAGGUUAAUCAUUCGCAACUUGCCCUGGAGUAUUGAGACACCUGAGCAGCUCUCCCGACUCUUCCUGAGUUUUGGCAAAGUCAAACACGCAGUUCUGCCCAAGAAGGGUAACAAACUGCAAGGUUUCGGCUUUGUUGUCCUGAGGGGCAAGAAGAAUGCUGAGAAGGCUCUUCAGUCCAUCAACGGCAAGGAAAUCGACGGCCGUCAAUUGGCCGUUGAUUGGGCUGUUGAGAAGGAGGCCUGGGAAAAGGCAAAUGGCACCAGCCAGGAGGAGGAACAGGACGGUGCGAAGCAGGAUGACCAAGAUGUUGAUAUGCAGGAUAAGGAAGCAUCCGGGGCAGACGAAGACGAGGAUGCCGCUUCCGAUGAAGAGGAUGAGGAUAUGGAGGAUUUGGAUGAGGAUCUGGAGGAAGGAGCUGGAGAUGACGCCGAAGACGAGGAGGAAAAGGAGGACGACCGCACCGAAUGUACCAUUUUCCUUCGCAACCUCCCCUUUACAUGCAAUGACGAGUCCCUCUACGAACACUUUACGCAAUUCGGACCCCUUCGUUACGCCCGUAUUGUGGUCGACCAUGAGACUGAGCGCCCGCGCGGGACUGGAUUUGUGUGUUUCUGGAAGGUUGAAGAUGCCAUCGCUUGCAUUCGCGGCGCGCCCAAGACCAACCAACUUUCUGCUGGCGACAAGGAACGUUCAAAGCCCGCGAUGAAGCACUCAAUUCUUCAAAAUGAGGAGGACGACCCCAGCGGCAAAUACACGAUGGACGGCCGUGUGCUCCAGGUUGCCCGCGCUGUGAACAAGAGCGAGGCGACGAGACUGAACGAAGAGGGUGUAUCUCGCCGUCUCGUUCGUGACAAGGAUAAGCGUCGUCUCUACCUCUUGUCCGAGGGUACCAUUGCUUCCAAUUCGCCCAUGUACAAGAAGCUCUCCCCCUCCGAAAUCAAGAUGCGUGAAGCCAGUUUCAAGCAGCGUGAGACUUUCAUCAAGAAGAAUCCCGCCCUGCAUCUCAGUCUCACUCGUCUAUCUAUCCGAAAUAUCCCGCGCCACAUCACCUCCAAGGACCUCAAACAGCUUGCUCGUCAGGCUGUUGUGGGCUUCGCUACCGACGUGACGAAUGGCUUGCGCGAGCCCCUCUCCAAGGAGGAGAAGUCCCGCUCAUCAGAGGAAAUGGAGGAGAUGGAGCACAUGCGCAAGACCAAGAAGCAGGGUAUCGUCCGACAAGCCACAAUUGUCUACGAGACCCGCGAGGGUACCAAGGUCCCCGAGAAAGGUGGCGGUGGCCGUAGCCGUGGAUAUGGUUUCAUCGAGUACUUCACACACCGACAUGCACUCAUGGGAUUGCGUUGGCUGAACGGUCACGCCAUUGAUGUUCCGGUCAACAACGACGAGGAGGACAAGGACCGCAAGAAGCGUUUGAUUGUGGAAUUCGCCAUUGAGAACGCCCAGGUCAUCAAGCGCCGCAAGGAGCUAGAGGAGAAGAAGCGCUUGGACAAAGAGAAGGCUCAGCAAGAGAAAGAAGCUGCGGAGAAGGAGGAGGCUGAAAACAAGGGGACUAAGAGGAAGCGCGAUGGGAAGGGUAAAGACGGCGAGAAAGAUGGCGAGGACGAUGACGAAGAGGAGAACAAGGUGGCCAAGCGCAAUCGCAUCAUUGCGCAGAAGCGCAUGAAGCGAAAAGCCCGGCGCGGCAAGGCGUAA
Penicillium oxalicum is the source of this 2100-nucleotide messenger RNA. RefSeq names its product mRNA-binding ribosome biosynthesis protein NOP4. Lineage: Eukaryota; Fungi; Ascomycota; Eurotiomycetes; Eurotiales; Aspergillaceae. Bases 1 to 2100 code for a protein of 699 amino acids. The record is from RefSeq and is a predicted model, not a curated record. Gene Ontology annotation, molecular function: RNA binding. The transcript has a single exon.